This is a messenger RNA of Xiphophorus maculatus (southern platyfish), 2223 nucleotides long. RefSeq names its product syntaxin-3-like (gene stx3a). Lineage: Eukaryota; Metazoa; Chordata; Actinopteri; Cyprinodontiformes; Poeciliidae. The transcript has 10 exons. The record is from RefSeq and is a predicted model, not a curated record. Gene Ontology annotation, molecular function: SNAP receptor activity; SNARE binding. Gene Ontology annotation, cellular component: endomembrane system; synaptic vesicle; plasma membrane. Gene Ontology annotation, biological process: synaptic vesicle fusion to presynaptic active zone membrane; exocytic insertion of neurotransmitter receptor to postsynaptic membrane; intracellular protein transport. The coding region runs from base 197 to 1054 and encodes 285 amino acids.
CUUAUAAACAAUCUGGUCGAUCCAGCGAUCCAGACUGUGGAAUAAUUUAAUUUAUACAUUCCUCUCUGGGUCACCAGCUGCUGAAUGAUUUGAAGGAGCCUCAAUGCUUUAACUGAGUAUUUCAUUGGAGUUGGAUUUGCCUUUUUUUAAAAAUAAUUUUACAUUUAAUUUAUUUGCUGAAUCAACGGUAGAGAAAAUGAAGGACCGACUGGCCCAGCUGAAGGAGAAGAGUGAUCCUGGUGGUGACGACAUCCAGGUUCCCGUGGAAAAUGAGGCUUUCAUGGACGACUUCUUUGCACAGAUUGAAGAUAUUCGCACCAGCAUUGACAAAAUCGAUGAGAGCGUGACAGAGAUUAAAAAACUCUACUCCUCCAUCUUGUCGGCCCCCACGCCUGACCAAAAAACACAGGAUGAUGUUGAAACUCUCACCAAUGAGAUAAAAAAGUCAGCCAACAACGCAAGAAACAAGCUGAAGAGUAUUGAGCGACAGCUUGAGUCAAACACAGAUGAAAGGGCCUCUGCAGACCUCAGGAUACGCAAGUCACAGCAUGCAAUACUGGCUAAAAAGUUUGUUGAGGUCAUGACAAAAUACAACGAGGCUCAAGUUGACUUCAGGGAUAAGAGCAAAGGACGAAUUGCCCGGCAGCUUGAGAUCACGGGGAAAAAAACAACUGAUGAGGAACUGGAGGAGAUGCUAGAGGGGGGAAAUUCAGCUGUCUUCACUGCAGGGAUCACAGAGUCCAAGAUUAACCAGCAGGCCCUGAACGAGAUCGAGGCCCGUCACAAAGACAUCAUGAGGCUGGAAAGCAGCAUCAAGGAGCUUCAUGACAUGUUUGUUGAUAUCGCCAUGCUGGUGGAAAACCAGGGCGGGAUGAUAGACAGAAUUGAAAGCAACAUGGAUCAGUCGGUGGGGUUCGUUGAGAGGGCAGUGGCAGACACCAAGAAGGCUGCCAAGUUCCAGCAGGAAGCGCGCCGGAAACAAAUGAUGAUCUUCUGCUGCUGCGUGAUUCUGGCCCUCAUCCUCGGCUCGUUUCUCUACAGUUUCAUCAAAUAGUGGAGCCGAGUCUGGAAACAGAAAAGAACUGUUCAAAUGUGACCAUGGAUUCUGUUCAGUGUCGUGUGGAUCUGAGUCAAGACAGAAAGAAACAAACAACUUAUUUUAAAAAAGAUUCUGUUUUCGUUGUAAGCUUAUGGCAACACUGCAAACAACAUUUCAGUGCAGUUUGGACAUCCAUAGUUAAAUAAAUGGAAAUAUAGUCAGAGAAAAGCCUAAUUUCUGCCUAAACCUAAAUGUUUUUCAAAGGUUUUUUGGGGGACAGUUUCUACAUAGUUAAUAUUUCAUCUACAUUUGAAAAAUUCCUUAGUCGUAUAAUGUGCAAUCUGUCUGUGAUUGUGUUUUAUUGUGUACGACACAAUAAAAAUAGCAUUAUGUUGAACUUCUAUAAAAUAUUUGAGUUCCCUUAAUAAAGCAGAAAUCAGCUUUUUCAAUUUAAUUUCAAUUCAACAAGCAAAAAUCUGCAGAGCUAUGAAAAAGAAUCAGCUAAAAUUAAUGCUGGGGCUUUAGUUCAUUAAUUUAUUUUAAUUACAUAGAUUUAAUCCAUGAAAAACUUUAAUUAACCAUUUAAUUGCUUUUUUUUUGGUAUGUCUGUAAGUCAGAUGCUCAAGUGACAUCCGCAAAAAGCGAUGGACGUUAAAGAUGCUUCUCUUGGCUCACUGUAGGUUAAUUUUUGCUCCAAAAACUGCUGGAAAAGACUAUUGUUGUGUUCAGGAUGUGCAAACAGGAGUUAUUCUAUCAUCAAAGCUAUUCGUGUAUAAAAUAGCAUCUCAAUCCUAAACAUUUUGCAGCAGCGCAGACGUCUCCAAUGCUGAUGUCGGCAUCCAUGUUUCUGUAGAAAUAUUUUUUCAAAUAAGUUGCAGGGAUGAUCAGAAGUUUCUGAAAAAACUGAAUGUUGAUUGGAUAUAAUGGCACUUUGCACCAAUCUGAUGGUUGAAUAACUUAAAUAAUAAACUAAAAGCAACAAAUAUAUUUGCUGUUGAGGUCAUAUGUUUCCUUAUUCAAUAACUUAGCAGCAAAAAGGGUUUUUUAAUUGAAAAUGAUGCUUGUUUUGUUGAUAUAAUUUAAAUUAAAAUUACAUUUAUUGCAAUCAAUUAAUUACAGACUCUACUUGGAAGCAUACUGUGGCAAUACUUAUGCUAUUUACUGCAGUUAAUGAAAUAAUUUAU